AUGGUCACAGAUAAUUCAGACCUAUUGCCAGUCCCCAACCCGGUUUUACUCAAGAUCCACACCUGCUUUGCAAAGGCGACCGAGGCAAACGAUAUUGACCGGGAAGUGGCCAAGCCUUGGCCGCCAGCCCUUUCGCAUUUAUAUUGGAAUCGCAGAUGGCAGCUUCGAUUUCGACAAGCCUGGCAUUUUGUCCCUGCCUUCAUUCGUCGCUGGGGUUACAGACAGCUCAUCUACCGCGGGCAGCAGAGCACCAUUUCCGAAAUAGUAUACAGCCUUCCGCUGGGCCUGUACGCUAAAUUUUGCGGCGAUGCUGACGGUGAGCCGGCCGCGCUCAAACUUUUGGAGACAUAUUCUCCGUCGGUUCCAUCGCCACUCUUCGUGGACCUUAUGCCUCUUGUUGCCAACGGCAAGCCAUGGCUCAUCAUGACCGGCUUACCAGGCCAGCGCGUCGACGAGGUCAUUCACAGAAUGUCAUACCCAGAGCGACACCAGCUCGCCGACGAUCUCGGUGCUGCGAUGAGUGCCUACCGAAAAAUACCUAACAAAUCCAAGUUUCUCGUUGCAAGCGCGUCGGGCGGUCGUCUCCAGGACCCACGCGCUUCCUCCAACGGCUGUGGGCCUUAUCAGUCCGAGGCGCAGUUCAACAAGCAGAUCGCACGUGGAUGCAUAGAGAAUCUGGCGCAUGAAUUCCCUCAAGCACAUUCUCAGGAGCACCUCAUCGCUUUCACACAUGCGGAUCUUUUCCCGUCAAAUAUUCUCGUGGAUGCUGGGAGACUUUCAGGAAUCGUCGACUGGCAAUUUGCCGGAUUCUACCCAGCCUACUGGGAGUACACUAAAGCAAUGCGCUCAGUGAGACACGCUGAACACUACCAAGCUAUUUUUCGGCGUAUCUUUGGGACCGAAUUCGAGGAAGAACUGGAGGUUGAAGAGUAUCUGUCCGGCUACUUUCCAAUAUGGGGACCAAAGGAGCCAGUGCCUGAGGAAGGCGGCCCGUUGUGA
This is a messenger RNA of Akanthomyces muscarius, 999 nucleotides long. RefSeq lists its product as uncharacterized. The transcript has 2 exons. Lineage: Eukaryota; Fungi; Ascomycota; Sordariomycetes; Hypocreales; Cordycipitaceae. Bases 1 to 999 code for a protein of 332 amino acids. The record is from RefSeq and is a predicted model, not a curated record.